AUGAUGUUUUUCAAACUGAUAACCCUAUUACUGCCAUUCAUUGGCUAUGCAAUUUACGAGAUUAAUCAACUGGAAGUAGAUCCUAUAGACUUUAGCUGCCAUUAUCGGAAGCAAAUUAAAGGAGAUCUUAAAAGUCUAUUUCCAUUUCUUACAAGUCCAUACGUAUUGGAAAAGUUAUUGCCAUGGCUAACAAGAUUUAACGAAACAGACAAACGAAUCAUUUCACCAGGAAAAUCAUACACAGCUGUCAUAAUAAUACCAAUAUUAGGCGAAAGAAGAAUUUAUGCUACUUUAACUAAUUAUAAACCUCUGAAACUUAUGGCGUUUGAAUUUUCUAAUGAUUACGUAAAACAAAAAAUAAUUAUUCAAAUGUGCAAUUAUCACGAUCGAUCGCUUUUACAAACGACUAUAUAUUUUCAACAAACUUCCCUAAUAUAUCAAUAUACCAUUGGAUAUAUUUUAAGGUCAGUGAUUAGAAAAAAACUUGAGAAAUCAACCAAAAAUUUAGCUACGAUGAUUGGCAGUUUGAUUGGUACGGAGACGAUUCCUCAUUUCGCAAGAAAACCAAUUUGA
Messenger RNA from Ceratosolen solmsi marchali, 573 nucleotides. RefSeq lists its product as uncharacterized. The transcript is spliced from 4 exons. The record is from RefSeq and is a predicted model, not a curated record. Lineage: Eukaryota; Metazoa; Arthropoda; Insecta; Hymenoptera; Agaonidae. The coding region runs from base 1 to 573 and encodes 190 amino acids.